This is a messenger RNA of Populus nigra (black poplar), 1885 nucleotides long. RefSeq names its product serine carboxypeptidase-like 18. NCBI's taxonomy places the organism in Eukaryota, Viridiplantae, Streptophyta, Magnoliopsida, Malpighiales, Salicaceae. Gene Ontology annotation, biological process: proteolysis; secondary metabolic process. The record is from RefSeq and is a predicted model, not a curated record. The transcript is spliced from 15 exons. Gene Ontology annotation, molecular function: serine-type carboxypeptidase activity; acyltransferase activity, transferring groups other than amino-acyl groups. Bases 82 to 1536 code for a protein of 484 amino acids.
GUAAGAAACACGUGAUACCUACCGGGUAUUCAACCUUUUCGAAAAUGAAGAAAGGGCUGUAUAUAUCCCGCCACCACCGAAAUGUCCGUUAUCCGACUCCGAAACACACAUUGCCACUUAAUCAAUAUGAUGCUAUUCCUUGUAUUCACUCUACUGCUACUCUCCGAUGCCGCUGCAUCAAAAUCAAUAAUCAAGUCCCUACCUGGCUUUGACGGUAACCUUCCAUUUGUACUGGAAACAGGGUAUAUUGGCGUGGGAGAAUUGGAAGCCGUGCAGCUAUUCUACUACUUCAUCGAGUCUGAGAGGAGCCCUAAAGAUGACCCUCUUGUGCUUUGGCUCACCGGUGGCCCUGGAUGCUCUGCCCUGUCUGGACUUAUAUAUGAAAUUGGCCCGUUAUCAUUUGAUUAUGCAAAAUCCAGCGGAGGAGGCAAACCUGUUUUCGCAUUGAACCCGUAUUCAUGGACAAAGAUUGCCAACAUAAUAUUUGUAGAUGCACCUGUUGGUACCGGAUUUUCCUAUUCAACUACAUGGGAAGGCUACCAUGUUAGUGAUACAAUAUCAGCUGCAGAAACCUAUGAGUUCUUAAGAAAGUGGCUUGUGGAUCACCCCAAGUUUCUUACAAAUCCACUCUAUGUUGCUGGGGACUCCUUUUCAGGCAUCGUUGCACCUAUCAUAGUCCAGGAGAUUUCUGAUGGAAAUGAAGUGGGACGUCAGCCAACAAUGAACCUCAAAGGAUAUGUGCUUGGAAACCCAGUUACAGAUUAUGAGAUUGACACCAAUUCAAUAGUUCCUUUUGCUCACCUAAAAGCGCUUAUAUCAGAUAAACUCUACGAGUCCUUCAUGAAAAAUUGCAAGGGUGAGUACUUAAAUCCAGAUCAAAGCAACGCAUCGUGUAUGGAAGACAUAUUAGCCAUCAAGGAGUGCAUUGGAAAAGUAUAUACUGGACAAAUUCUGGAACCUACAUGCAAGGACGUAUCCCCAAAACCAGUGGCAUUGAAAUGGGAUCCAAGGUUUCUCAUAGCCGAUGACGCUGAUAUUCUGCUACCAAGCCCCCGUGUUCCUGGACCUUGGUGCCGGAAUUACAAUCAUGUAUACAUCUAUGGGUGGGCAAAUGAUGAAACUGUUCGAGAUGCUCUUCAUAUUCGCAAGGGAACCAUAAAGGAUUGGAGAAGAUGCAAUAAGACCCUGGCCUAUUCGUACAAUGUCGAAAGUACUGUUGAUUACCAUCGGAACUUGACCAAGAAACCAUAUCGAGCUCUCAUUUACAGUGGCGAUCAUGACAUGACUAUCCCAUACAUUGGCACGCAUGAAUGGAUAGAAUCUCUGAAUUUGACGAUUAAGUAUGACUGGGAACCAUGGUUUGUUGAUGGUCAAGUUGCAGGAUACGCAAUGCUGUAUGCAGACAAUGCGCAAGACUACAUAACAUACGACCUGACAUUUGCAACUGUGAAGGGAGGGGGUCACACAACGCCGGAAUACAGGCCAGAGCAGUGCUUUGCCAUGAUGGAUAGCAACGAGAUCUUUAAUAUGAUCUAGCUUCUACUGCACAUCAGAAAACUCAAGGAUUAACGAGCCUUUUAGCUCCUACCAUUAUUAUUAUUAUUAUUAUUAUUAUUUGAUUCACGUGGGAUGUCCGGGUUAGCUUGCGCGCACCACGACUAUUCUCCACGGUCCUCUGGACAUCCUGCAAGCCUAGGGACAGGUUAGGCACCGCGGGGGUGACAGGCGUGCACAUAGAAAGUCGAACCCGAGACGGGGACGGAACAAGUCACAUGGUUGACCACAGCAGCUAGGCCCUCAAGUGCAAUUUUUUUUAUAGAAUUGAUAGUAACUGUUCAUCUUUGUACACUUUGUUUAUGCCUCUUAAUUAAUAUAUGUUCAGAUA